AAAUGAAAACCGAGUCCAAAGUAUCAAACAGGGGGAAAAAGAAAACCCUCGGAAGCUACGAGGAGCAACACCGUUGUCAUCUUAACUCGUGUUCGUCCAAAACAUUCAAUGAGUUAGUAUGUAAAAAUUGAUCAUAGAACAACUUUAUGAAAAUAUGUAUAUGCUCAAUGAGAACUAGCUAGCCUGCUGCAAGCUGAAACGAAAGAUUCCAGUAGCUAGAGCAUGUAGCUGCCAGCCCUAUUUCCCACAGAGAGAGAGAGCACAGCACAGUAAUUAGCUCUGUGCAAGACAUUGCUAUAGUUAUGUUAUGUCGGUUUCAAAGACCAUAGUUCUGCUCCGUCAUGUUUAUCACUUUUUCCCCCUUCUAUUGUCAUUUUGACCGUUCUGCUUAAUUUUUCCACAUUUAGUUACUAAUUCUGUCAUCUCCUUUCACUUCCAUUUCUAUGCAAUCCCUAACACUAUCAUUUUCUCUGGCUUUUUAUUGGUUAACCAAUGACGACAACUUUAAGGGUUAAUUUCCAUGCAGCUUUAGCACAACCACUGGCAUUGAGAUCAAGUAAUUGACUGCUAGAUAUAUAUAUAUAUAUUCCUUUCCUUUCAAUCUCUUUUGCCUUCUAUAUAUCCAUCAAAGAUAAAAGCUUUUGUCUAGAGUGUUUCUUUUUCUUUUUCCCUUAUAUUAUUGGAUUUAGUUUCUUCCUCCCAGGUGAUAUCAUGGCUCUUUCCGUGUCUCUUUUUUUUGUUGGGUUACUUGUUUUUGCAAGUGAGGUGAUUGCUAUUUCAAGAAACUACUCAUCAGAUGGGAGUAGUGGUACUAAUAUGGCGAUGGAAGAAGAAGAGCUUUUAGGUCUUUAUGAUCUUAUGGGUGCCCUUCUUGAUGAUUUUGAUUGGGCCCAAGCGCACCCACAACCUUGCACUGACACACCAUGGCCUGGUGUUCAAUGUGAGAUUGCUGAUGGUGCUAUCUUUCAUGUCACAAAGAUUCAUAUUGGUCCUGAUAUUGUUAACCCUCCUUGUAAAACUUCUGCUCAGUUAUCAAGCUCCUUGCAUAAACUACCUUACCUUAAAUUCCUUUCUAUAUUUAACUGUUUUGUAACAUCUCCUGUCAUUCUUUCUCAUGUUGCUUUUGGAACUCUCUCUUCACUGGAGCAUCUUGCCCUUGAUUCUAAUCCAACUCUCACUGGAAAGAUACCAUCAAGUUUAGGACAAGUUACCAGCUUAAGAGUUCUGAGUCUGUCUCAGAAUAAUCUACAAGGAAAUGUUCCUGGUGAGCUUGGUGGGUUGGUAAAUCUACAGCAACUUGAUCUGAGUUAUAAUAAUCUAAGUGGUGAAAUCCCUGAGAAGAUUGCUGGGUUGAAAAGCUUGACCAUUUUGGACUUAAGCUGGAAUAAUCUUGAAGGACAGGUUCCUUGUUCUUUGGGUCAGCUUCAGCUUCUCCAGAAAGUUGAUUUAAGCUCUAACAAGCUUCUUGGAAGGAUACCUCCCGAUUUGGGGAUGUUAAAGAGGUUAGUAUUGCUUGAUUUGAGCCAUAAUUUCAUGAAUGGCCCGAUGCCUGUAACCCUCUCCGGUUUAAAACAGUUACAGUACUUGAUAGUUGAUUAUAAUCCUAUAAAUUCAGGGAUACCCUUGUUUGUAGGGUCACUGGAAAGGCUUACAUCAAUAAGUUUGUCGGGAUGUGGAUUAACAGGCUUGAUACCAAAUUCUUUGUCUUCAUUAAAAAAUCUAACAGCCUUAUCUCUAGAUAACAAUAGCCUUAUUGGGACAGUUCCUUCAAACUUUGGGUCACUGCCAAACCUUGAUCUGUUGAAUGUAAGCAACAAUCAGCUAAGUGGAGAACUACUACUUCCGGAGGAAUUCAUUAACAGGCUUGGCAAGAGGUUAGAUAUUAGAGGAAACAAUGGAUUGUGUACAAGCAAAGAAACGUACAAGAAGAAAAAUGUCUCUGCAAAUCCAGAGACCCCGUCUUGCUUGGAUACAAUAGGCAGCGGUGAGCAUAAUAAUUGUCCAGAUAAAGAAAAUCAAGAUCAGUCCAAAGGAAUGCAAUAUUCAUGGUACCAUGGCAAGAUAAGUUCAAAUGCUAUAGAUGUAGCAUCCCCAUAUCAGAAUCUUUUUCUUCUUCAAUGUACUUUUCUUCUUUUCUCUUUUCCACCUUUCUUUUUGUAAACACAGGAUAUACAUGUUUUACUACUACUACAAGUAGAAAGAAAGAAAGUGAAAGGACACAUUGGUUUUUCUUUUCCACUGUCAUGUAGAGGAGACUGAGUUUUGCUCUAAGAAGCAUCAUUCAGCACAAUAACGGGUGCAUUUACUACCCUGUAGCAAAACUUGCAUCAGGCAGGGAUGCUAAAAUGGUGCGGAAUGAAGAUAGGUAUUGUUAUUUUAAUCAAUAGUUGAAGUAAGACGAAAGGGCGGAAAAGCUUUUACAAUUGUCAUUGUUUGUUUAGUUUUUUAUUUUGACGUUCUUAAAAGUAAAGAGAAAACAGAAAAGAAACAGCUGAGUUUCUUUCCUGAUCCAUCAGCGUUAUUGAUUACUCAGAAAGGGAAACAGAAUAUAGCAUCCGUAAUCGUUCGAUAGUGUGCGAGAGAGAUCUCCAGUCUCCAAAGACGGAGACGCCGUAAGAGCCCUCCCAAGUCUGGCCCAAGUUUUUAAUCUUUGAAUUGGCAUUUCAUUUGAAAAGCCCAAAAUGCCUCGACCGAUACGUCCAAUGAUAAAGGAUUACCUAUAUUCGAAUACGGACAGUUUCAUUCUCAGUUGGAUCAGCUCAUUCCCAUACUUUAUACAGUUUCUGAUAAUUUAUGGAUAAUUAUAAAACAAAUAGUUGAGCCUUAUUUGCAUAAUAUUUUAUCAUCUAUGUUAAAAUAGGAUCUGUUUCUUUUUUCAUAAAUUUUUACA
Messenger RNA from Ricinus communis (castor bean), 2890 nucleotides. Its product is annotated as receptor like protein 29. The record is from RefSeq and is a predicted model, not a curated record. NCBI's taxonomy places the organism in Eukaryota, Viridiplantae, Streptophyta, Magnoliopsida, Malpighiales, Euphorbiaceae. The transcript has a single exon. Gene Ontology annotation, molecular function: protein binding. The coding region runs from base 712 to 2160 and encodes 482 amino acids.